Molecule: messenger RNA, 3101 nt
Organism: Lytechinus variegatus (green sea urchin)
Lineage: Eukaryota; Metazoa; Echinodermata; Echinoidea; Temnopleuroida; Toxopneustidae
Product: annexin-B12-like
Exons: 15
Coding region: 228-1877 (549 amino acids)
Cellular component (GO): cytoplasm
Molecular function (GO): calcium ion binding; calcium-dependent phospholipid binding
Source: RefSeq, a predicted model, not a curated record
GCGCACGCGCGUUACGCACCGAAGCAUUUCAGCAAUUCGACAAGCGACGAAAGCGUAUGCUUCUUCGAUUUUGCGAUCAUAUUUUGGAAUAAAGAGUAAUUUUCGAAGUCACUGUUUCUUCUCUCUCAAGGAUCUUACAGCAUCUAUAUAUUGUUAGACGCGGUUUAUCAAGCACAUAAGAAGCAUCUUAAAUUUGCCGACUGAUUUUUGUCUACUACACACGGAAGAUGAGCUACCCUUAUCCAACCGGACAGGCACCCUAUCCCCAGCAAGGGGGCGGUUAUCCACCCCAGGCAGGGGGCUACCCUCCAGCCCCAGCUCCUGGGGGUUAUCCCCCACAGGGUGGCUACCCUCCUGCAGCAGGUGGUUAUCCACCAGCAGCAGGAGGAGGCUACCCACCCGCUGGUGGAGCAGGGGGCUACCCACCCGCCCCUGCACCUGCUGGAGGUUACCCACCGGCUCCAGGGGGUGGUUACCCCCCUCAGCAACCGUCUUAUCCGCCAGCAGCACAACCAGGUUACCCCCCUCAACAGCCUGGUUACCCCGCUCAGCCACAUGCACAGCCUGGAAUGCCAAUGCCUAGUUCAGACUAUGGUUCUAUGCCAGGAGGAGGAGGUUUACCAUAUGCUGCUCAACCAAGCAUGGGAUUUGCAGUUGCUCCUUAUCCAACGGGUGCAGCUAUGGCAGCCACAGCCUUCAGACCACCCUCUGCCCAAGCCGCCCCCGUCCCUGGUGGACCGGGCAUGCCUACUCCUCAGGCAGCCCAUGCAGCAGCAGCGGCCAUCCCCGCACAAGCCCCACCCGCACAGGCCCGGCCCGCACAAGCUCCGCCCCAGCAGAAACCUGUAACUGAACCGGCUGUAGCAAAGUCCAGUGCACCAACGCAACAAAUGGCCAGUAUGUCACUAUCAGCAGGAGCUAUUGUGAGGGGUACAGGCACAGUGAAACCCAAGGCAAACUUCAGUGGGCAGAAGGAAGCAGAAAUCUUGAGGAAAGCAAUGAAAGGAAUUGGUUGCGAUGAGACAGCAGUCAUAUCAGUAGUAACAACAUGUAACGCAGCACAGAGGCGGCAGAUCGCGCUAGACUUCAAGACAAUGUAUGGCAAGGAUCUUGAGAAGAACUUAAAGGGAGAACUCAAAGGAAAACUUGAGACAAUUGUCCUCAAUCUCUUCCACCUACCCGCAGAGUUUGAUGCACAUAUGCUCAGGAAAGCAAUGAAGGGUCUGGGAACAGACGAAGCUACUCUAGUUGAAAUCCUGUGUACGAGAACCAACGAUGAGAUCCAGGCCAUCAAAGUUGCUUACAAGAAAGAAUUCUCCCGAGACCUUGAGAAGGACGUGAUUUCCGAGACGUCGGGUCACUUCAAGCGUCUCCUGGUCUCCAUGCUACAGGGUUCCAGGUCAGAAGAUCAGAGAGUGGACGUAGAAAAGGCCAAAGCAGAUGCAAAGGCUCUAGUCACUGCCGGUGAGGCAAGGUGGGGGACGGACGAGUCGACGUUCAACGCAGUCCUGGCCAGUCGUAGCUACCCACAGUUGAGGGCGAUGUUUGACGAGUACAGCAAGCAGGUCAAAUACACCAUGGAACAAUCGAUUAAGAGAGAGAUGUCAGGUGACCUCGAGAAAGGCAUGCUUACGAUAGUGCAAUGUGUACGCAACACACCAGCAUACUUCGCAGAGAAACUGUACAAGUCAAUGAAGGGUCUUGGUACCGAUGAUGAUACGUUGAUGAGAGUGAUCAUCUCGAGAGUGGAGAUUGACAUGGUUGAGAUCAAACAAGAGUUCCAGAAGGCUUAUAACCAGAGUCUGGGUAGAUUUAUUAAGGGUGAUACCUCUGGUGACUACAGGAAAAUUCUACUCGCUCUCAUCGGAGGAGAAUAGAAGUGUUAUUACUAGAAAUAUACAAAAUAUAUAUUGAAUACAUGUAGUGAGAUCUUUUUCUAUUUGAACAUAUCAUUGUCAUAACAAAAUGAGGGUUAUAGAUGUGGGACCUAUAUAAGCUGAAUCAUAAAUUGUGCAAAACUGACAUUUAUCAUUACUAUAUUUUCUACUUUUUUUAAAUGCCUGUGUAAAUCUGUGUAAUAAUCGUAUUGUCUGUUGGGUGUAUAUUUUGUAUUAAAGUUGUGUUUGUUUCUUUGAAUAUUUGGAGGUGGAAUCAAUAAAAUGAGGAUUUGAGUGGUUUGAAAUAUUGUAAGAAUUAUAUCCAAUCAUGCAAAUUGAAUAAUGAAACUUACCACACAUAUUAAGUGUUGUAUACAUUUCAGAGUUGCGUCAGAUAUUUUUGUUACCGAUAUCUUAAAGACUUGUAUACAAAUGAUUCACCAAUAGAUACAAAGGACAAUGACUUAGUUUUUCAAGGUUAAAAUUAAGAUAAUUGCAUUUGUGCUAUUGAGGAUGAAGAGAAUAUAAACUUUAAGAUCAUAUUUUUAGAAGCCUUUGUGUCAAAUAUGAAGUUACUUGUCUAUUAUUGAAAAGCUUACAGAUAAGAGUUUAAUGCAUGUUUUUCAUAUAUUUAUAGAAGACGAGAUGGAUUUAUUCAAACUUUUAUUAUGCAGUUAUUAGGUAAAUAUAGUGUAGCAUGAUUCUAUGUGUAUAUAUGUGGUAGAAGGUAUGUAUAGAGCAACAAUAGUAUAUAUGAUCAUGAAGUCUGUUUGUGUUUGUAGGAGAUAUCAAUCGAUGAAUAGCUAGAACAUGGCCAAAAAAAAUUGAGGUAAAUGUUCCUUUUUGUUGAGAACAAAAGUAGAAUUUAUUAGUGGUAUAAUAAAACAAUAAGGAAAAUGCAGAGAGAUAUAACUAGUAAUACAUCUAUAUGGGUAAAUGUGAUUUAUUACAUAAAGCAUGGUGUUUGUAGAUUUUGAUUGAUGAAAUCUCAUUUUAACUGUUUUGUAUGUAAAAGACUAGCAAGCAAGGCUUAUACAGUUAGGUCUUGUCAGUGGUGAGACCCAUGAGAAGACCUAACUAGCGGCUUAGGAUUAUUCAAGAACAACUUUUUGGGGAGGGGGGGGGAAGGUAAAGUUUGGAGUUACCAGGCUAUGGCAUAAUAUAUCGUUGCAACAUAUACACUCACUGCCCCAUGACUUUUUUGCAAAAAUUGUCCGCAGAAAU